CCCCCCCCUCCUUGUCUUUCUCUUCUCCACAUACCCUCCCCAUUCCAUUGAUUUCCUCAUGAGAACAAGGACAAAACUCAUUGGAUUUGAGACGCCUCUAUCAGUCUCUCGUUCCAUUUCUCUGGCUGUCCCACAUUCUGCCACAGAUAUCGUCUUCUCUGCAACUCACUCAUAUCCCAAUCCACUCCUCCUUCUGUUUCAUGGCUGCGGCUGCUCCUCCUUCCCAGAUUUUUCAAGACAGAGAGAAUGGCACUUCUGAAAUAAGUAGGCACGAAAUUCAAAGCGCCAUAUCCAAAGCUGUGGAGCUUAGAGCUCUUCAUGCGGCUUUAACACAAGGAAGCAGCCCUGCAAAUCCUAGACUCCCAUCUCCUGCCCCUCCUCCACGCUCUGCCUCUCAGUUUUCUGCGCAAGAUUAUCCUGUUUUCACUCCCAGCUAUGAAGAUGACCCACUUCCGGGUUAUCGCCAGAACCCGGUGAAAAGCCGAAUAAUAUCAGAGAGUUGGGACGAGAAUUCACUAGAAGGAGGAAACUUCACAGAAACUGUUCUGCCAGAUUACAAGCAGAAAUCAACUUCAGGGAAGGGACAUACUUCUGGAUUUCUGAAUUGGGAAAUGGAAUCUCAUAUAUGUCCCGCCGAUGAUACCAAAUCUGUUACUGGUUCCAGUGCAAACCACAUCAAUGUUCUUCAAACGUCACCCGUUAAUGACUACUUCAGGUCUAGAAGAAGAAACAGUAUGGAGGACAUCAGGUCUGAGUCUUCCUGCAAUAAAUGUAAACCUGCGACCGUAACUAGCGAAUAUGACGGUACAAGGAAUAGGAAGAGCUCCAAUAUUGUUGUUCCCCUCACGGAUUCCCACACAUCUGUUCAAUCACAACCCAGAGGUAAGGGGGUGAUGUCAUGGUUGUUUCCUCGGUUAAAGAAGAAGCACAAGAAUGAGAAUUCCCCAAACAGAACAGAGUCUGAGGAAGUUUCUCAGGUUCUUAAAGAUUUGGGGAUAUUGUCCAUCGAGACAUUGAAGAAGGAGCUCACUGAAGCAAAUGAGAACAGAGACGCGGCGUUAAUGGAAGUGUCUGAGAUGAAAUCUUCAUUGGGGGAGCUUAGACAAAAGCUCGAGUAUCUGGAGAGCUACUGCGAAGAGCUGAAGAAAGCUCUUAGACAAGCAACGCAGGCCAAGGAUUCUCAGGUUCACGAAAAGCUUAAUAAUCUUCCCAAAAGAGGAAAAUCAGUUGAUGCAAAUGGAGAAGAUUUGGUGGAGGGUUUCUUGCAUACUGUGUCAGAAACAAGAUUAUCAGCGAGGCAAUUUUGCAAGACUCUAGUAAGCCAGAUUGAUGAAAGUGAUCAGUUCCUGAUGAACAACUUAAAUGUGCUGCUUCAACCAUAUAAACUGUCUCUGAAUUCAAAGUAUUCAAAGGCGGUAUUAUACCAUUUGGAAGCUCUCAUAAAUCAAUGUCUUUUCCAAGACUUCGAGAAUUGCGCGUUUCAAAAGAACGGGGCUCCAAGAUUGUUGGACCCGCAACAGGAUCGCCAAGCCCAAUUCUCAUCUUUUGCAGCACUCAGGAAUUUGAGCUGGAAUGAGGUGUUGAGAAAGGGAACCAGAUAUUACAGCGAAGACUUUGGCAAGUUCUGCGACCAGAAAAUGAGCAGCAUUAUAACCACUUUGAAUUGGACGAGAGCUUGGCCUGAACAGCUACUUCAAGCUUUCUUUGUGGCAGCUAAAUGCGUGUGGUUACUCCAUUUGCUGGCAUUUUCCUUCGACCCGCCAUUGGGAAUUUUAAGGGUUCAGGAGAAUACAAGCUUCGAUCCUCAUUACAUGGAAGAUAUGUUAAUGGAAAAUAGGCACAGGUCACAGUGUCCAAGCAGGGUUAAGCUCAUGGUGAUGCCAGGUUUUUAUGUUCAGGAUAGUGUAUUAAAGUGUAAAGUUCUUUGCAGGUACAAAUCUGCAGCCUAAUUUCACAGUUCAUUUUCUUUCUCCUCUUGGUCUGUAACAGUAACUGCAUAACUUGUAUCAGUUUACACUUGUGUUGUUUGGUCCGCUCAGUUGUCGACUUUGAAUUCAUGAUGAUUAUCAUUGAGCAGGUCAGAAAAGCGCAGGCUAUAAUCUCAAACGUUUUACGUUUCA
This is a messenger RNA of Prosopis cineraria, 2120 nucleotides long. Its product is annotated as IRK-interacting protein. The coding region runs from base 201 to 1949 and encodes 582 amino acids. The transcript is spliced from 2 exons. The record is from RefSeq and is a predicted model, not a curated record. NCBI's taxonomy places the organism in Eukaryota, Viridiplantae, Streptophyta, Magnoliopsida, Fabales, Fabaceae.